Messenger RNA from Symsagittifera roscoffensis, 4781 nucleotides. RefSeq lists its product as uncharacterized. The transcript has 9 exons. Lineage: Eukaryota; Metazoa; Xenacoelomorpha; Acoela; Convolutidae. The record is from RefSeq and is a predicted model, not a curated record. Bases 2050 to 4524 code for a protein of 824 amino acids.
ACCAUAUGGUUCCGUGCUCUACCAAUUCGGGUACAUAACCCCGGAUAUGUAGAUUUUGCCCAGUUGGUUAUUUUUGCAUCUGACCUAUUUACGUCACCCGAUAUAGUAUUAACUGACAUACCAGCUGGUUGCUGCUGUAGUUGAGCUCCAAUCAAAGCUAGGAGGUUUCUUCCCAAUAUAAUUGCGCGCCUGUCGUCUACUACGAUGAGGGAAGCUGUAUUGAUCGUCCAUCCACCUGAUUCAAGGGGUGCGAUGACUCGUCCAAACAGUUGGAUUUUAUAUCCGUUGUAACAAAUCAUUCUGUUUGCCCCGUCGUUAUCGUUUGUUUUGAUCCGUUUGGUUGAUUUAACUGUUGUCAUUAUUUGAUUUGCAGUCUUUUGGUUAACAAAUUUUGUGGGUGAUCCUGUGUCCGCGAUGAACACUACGUUGUUGUCUUCGCAUCUAACCCGUAUCAAGUGUCCCUUUAGAUCUGUAUCAUCUAAUUGUCCAACAUUUUUGUUUUCGAAUCGAAUUGCAUUCGUUGUCGAAUCAUCGAGAUGGAUUAGCUUCCAGCCGGGGAUGAGAUCGCCGGCUUGCAUGUAAUUAACGUACGCUGCUACAUACGUGUCCUGCGAAAAUGAUUCUUCUGUUUGUUCGUCGUGAAUUGCGUUGACGUCAGAUGAUUUGCAUAGUCGUGCCUAGUGUCCACGUUUGUUACACUUAUUACAGAUUUUGUCCCGGGCCGGACAUUUUUGCAUUUUUGAUUACCACAUUUAAAGCAUUUAGUCUUUUCGUCUGUUUGUUGUCGUUCGGAGUUCCCCCUUUGUUGUUCUUGCGGCUAGCGUCCGCGUCCAACCCUUGAUGAAUAACGAUUAUUAUUGUUACCUCUUUUUGAACAAACCCAACUGGUUCGGUUUUCAUAUUGGAUACUUGAGUAGAUAUUGGGGAUCCCUGUUUUCGGAUAGCCAAUUGGUUUUCUGAACUUUUCUCUCUCCUGAUUGCGUAAUCUAGCGCUUGCUCUGGUGUUUUCCUUUCCGCCAAGAGGUCUUCUUGUACCUCAUCAUUCGACAUGUUUGCGGUAAACAAGUCCCGGAUAACCUCUGUCUCUAAUCGUCCUUCAUUACAAUUGCGGCAUUUGAAUUUGCCUUUCACCACCAGUUACGUAAGGAGGCAAUGGUACUGCUCUAGGUUUUCUGUCUUCCCUUUUUUUCUCGUAAAGGCCUCAUAGCGGUCAAAUGUCACAUUUCUUUCUUUGACGAAGAGUCGUGUCAGUCGAUCCCAGAAGUCUCUGGUUGAGAUUUUUUGAAUUUUGAGAUCCGGAUAGUAUUGUGUCAAUCGUCUUUGUCCCUCAUACCCCAAACACAAGUAAAUAUAGCUCCUGCAUUUGAUGUCCGCUUCUUCCCACGGACUUCCGUCUACUGUUGGACCAAGGUUAUCCAAUUGCUGACACUGGUUUCCCACUCCUACCUGUUUCUCCUGGUUUCUCAGAUUACGAUCUCUUAUUUGUUCAUCAGUCUCCCCCUCGAUUGGGAGUUUGUACCCCGGUUCUCGGGGUUUUCGUAUAGCUGGGGCAUUUUGUAACAACUUGGUCAAGUUUACGCCGUCUUUUGCGAUAAUGCCGAGCAAUAGUUUUUGAUUCUAAUUGUCCCACUCUAACGGUGGUUCCGUUGAGACUUUUUACCAGAACGGUGUUUUUCCCAAUGGGUUCUUUUUAACUGCUGGCUGCGUCAUGUUAUACCCACGGAAGUAAUGCGGUGUAUCAACUGGAUUGAAUUUCUAGUUGGCAUAUGAAACAAGAAGAGUUUGAACCAACUUAAUUUCAUUCAACGUUAUCGGAAGUCUGUUUAUCUAGAACCUGACCUCGAAAGCGUACCCACGUUAUAACCAGUUGGUCAUGUUAUACCCACGGAAGUAAUACGGUGUAUCAACUGGAUUGAGAUUCUAGUUGGCAUAUGAAAUAAGAAGAGUUUGAACCAACUUAAAUUCAUUCAACGUUAUCGGAAGUCUGUUUAUCGAGAAUCUGACCUCGAAAGCAUUUUCAGUAGACAUAAUCUCGUCUCCUUCCUGUAUAUGUUCUUCUUCUAUCCACUGGAUAACAGCGGGAGUGGGGAUGACCCACAACAGACUUCGGAGACGCCCCCGCCCGCGUACAAUGAAAGCAGUAAAGUGAUCACGGCCAAGUUCAACGAGAAAGCCUUCAAGUUCUCUGUCAACCUGCUGGAAGCAUCCCGAAACAGCAUCGACUUCCUACGACUCGUGAACAAAACUCCGAGUCUAUACGACGAGCCUUUGAUCAACUAUGCGAUCUACCGUUACGAAACGUUUUGGUUGCCCCUCGCUUCGAAGUUCACUUCGAGUGGUUCAGCUAAGUGGGCGGCUCCUCUGGACAUUCAAUGGGCAUGGCAUGUGCAUAUGUUAGCUCCGCUUUACUACGAAAAAGACUGCAAAGAAAUAGUGGGUUGUGUAGUUGACCAUGAACUGAAAUCGUCGAAAGAUUACUCGAAAGCAAUGGCUGCUGCGAAGAAGGCAUGGGAACAAACGUACCUGCAGGAGCCAUUUGAAAUAGAUUUGAAAAGCGAUUCAAGUGGCACUAAAAUAUCAAAACGGCUCGAAUCUUUUGUUUCGAAGAUAACAUACGAUAUUGCCACAGCUUCGUCGAGACAGAAAACGUUCUUCUAUCAGUGCAGUUUGCCUCACUACUUGGACAAAGUUUUCCUCGAGAAAGCCAUCGAGCGGUACAAAAAAUUUUUAUUUCUGAAAAGUCUCAAUAAAAACACUUUCUUGAUUCCAUGUUAUGAUUUUGACGUUGUUUGGCACGCGCAUCAAGCACAUCCGUUUAAGUAUAAAGAAGACACGGAAAGGAUACUUGGCAAAAUGCUGAAUCACGAUGACUCAGUGAAUGAACGCCACGAGGGGUCGAAAUUGAUGCAAGCUGACGCUCUCACAAGGGACUUAUGGUCAAAGGUGUUCAACGAAUCUUUCAGCAUCAACGGAGCGAUGUUCAGAGGUGACAUUCCUUCUGGAAUGGGAACUAUGUCUAAAGAACAGCUACUCAAAGUCGGCUUUUCUAAGACCCCUUUCAAGAUAACUCAGCUGAAGCUUACUAUGGGCAGCGAUGUGCAUUAUGAUAGAAAGAAGCUGAAGAUAGUGAUCAAUUACGGUAUCCGUGAGAUGGUUGUGAAUUUGGCUCCCAGGCAAAACUUGUGGGAUGAGGGACUCAAUGUGAACUCUGGAAGCAACCAGCUCGUUAUGGACUCCUCCCUCAUUCAUCACAAACUCGAUAUAUCCCUGAAGAGGCCCAAGCUGCUGAACUGUAUCUCGGAGGAGACACUGGGCGAAAGUGAGCUGGACAUGAGGGAGAUCACACGCCACAAUCCCACCACCACCUACUCGACCACAGUCUAUCUCAUGAAGAAGAACGCAGCCUCCUCCGCCUCCUCCGGCGGCUCGACCUGGGCAGCCAAAGCGGACAGAACCUCGGGAGUUAGUCUGCAGGUGACAAUUAAGUUCGAUCCACCUGUCUUCCACCGUGUGAACUUUGCUCUGUCGGCUGGCCAAUACGAGAAGUCAGAUGGUAGUGGAUUGCUGAGCUACUUCAAGCAUAUUACGCAUACGUGCCACGAGCAGACUUCAAAGGACAUGGACACUGCUUCCAAUGUUCUGCUGAAUCGGUGGGGCGAGGUGUCGUUCCGCAUCACCACAGUCCACUCCACCAGCCUCAUGCUCUCUGCCCUCCUCGUGUUCGACGACAACUCCAAACUGCUCGCCAUCUCACACCUCAUUGGACUGGACACCCUGCCCGCACAAUCACAGCUUUCGACUAAAGAUCCGAGCCUUCGAUGUUUCUUGAACAAAGAUGCCGGCGAGAGAGCUCUGCUCCUCAAAGGUCCCAAUGGAGGUGACUGGGGAAUCCUCAUUGGGGGCUGGACCGGGAUCAAACAAGGUAAAAGGGGCAUCCCAGGAGUCCCGGGCGACAGGGGCUCAAAGAGGAGAGGGAAAAGAGGAGUCAAGGGGUCCCCAGGCAACCCUGGAUAUCUAUACUGUCGGUUCUACAAUCUCAAGAACUUUGAUGGGUCUUCGGAGGUCAUUCAUUCCUUGAAAGCGGCGAGAACUGGGUUCGAAUUCUUCUUCCCAGGUUACGUGUUUGUCAAUCUGCGUAAUGGUCAAGUCGAAAUAGAGGGCGGAGCUGUGAAUGCUGAGCUCGGCUUGAAAGUGACUUUGGCCUUCUCCAUCGCCUUGAUGCACGUGUUAUGCCAGCCAAGACUCCCCGAUGGAACGGACAGGACCCAGUACCCGAAAUCGAUCGACGUCGACUCCUUGAAGAUGGUGGUGGCGACCGGCUACUACGCGGGAGUGCCCCACACCACCAAGAUCAACCAGGACUCGGGCGAGUGCGGUGGUUGCGGAGGAUGUGGCGGCUGCGGUGGCUGUGGAGGUUGUGCUGGGUGUGGAGGAGGAGAUGGAGGAGGAUGCUGCGGAUGCGGAGGAGGAUGCUGCGGAUGCGGAGGAGGAUGCGGCGGCGGAUGCGGCGGAUGCGGGGGGUAGGCGCCUGCCCUCAUGCUCAUCUCCUUUUCGCCUGUCUGUUCUAUUCACUCACCCAAACGGCCGAACAACCAGCCGCAUCGAUUGAAGAAACAUGCACAAAGAGAACUUAAUUUACAAUCUUCGCAGUGGAAAUUGUUCUAUUCUCCUUUUUUAUCCCGAUAGCCUUGAUCUUUUCUACUCUUCACUGACAAUAACAGCAUAGAAGUAUUCCAAUAGAAUGUACAUAUUUUAGUUAUUAAAUUUAGAUUUAUUUUGAA